Messenger RNA from Erythranthe guttata (spotted monkey flower), 1286 nucleotides. Its product is annotated as ethylene-responsive transcription factor ERN3. NCBI's taxonomy places the organism in Eukaryota, Viridiplantae, Streptophyta, Magnoliopsida, Lamiales, Phrymaceae. Gene Ontology annotation, molecular function: DNA binding; DNA-binding transcription factor activity. Gene Ontology annotation, biological process: regulation of DNA-templated transcription. The record is from RefSeq and is a predicted model, not a curated record.
CAAUAUAAAUUUCAAUUGUUUUAGUGUUUUCUUGUAAUCAACUAAUUAAAUUUUCGGAUUAUUCUAUGUUACAAUGAACAAGGCCUGCACUUUGUGACAUCCCAUUAUCAUCGUACUAAUUAAUAAUUAUCACAAUGCUCUAAUUAAUUAACAUUUACUAAUCCGUCCACUAAUCCCGAAGAUUGAUUGAUACCCAUUCACCACUAUAUAACAAAAUUAUUCCUUCCUUACAAAAUUCCGAGGAAAUAAAAAGAAAAUCAGAACUCACAAAGUAUGCACACAGAUAAUGAAGCAGAGCACACCGGCGGGCGAUGAAGGGCGGGUCAGGAGGAAAACUUCGUCGAGGGGCCACCACAAGUUCGUCGGAGUUCGGCAGCGGCCGUCGGGGAGGUGGGUGGCGGAGAUCAAAGACUCCCUCCAGAAAGUGAGGCUCUGGCUCGGUACCUUCGACACGGCGGAGGACGCCGCCAGAGCUUACGAUAAAGCCGCCCGUCAACUCAGGGGCGCCAACGCCCGAACCAAUUUCGAGUUGCCCAAACCCGGACCCGGUUCGACCGUUUUCGAAAACUCCGAACCGUUUCCUUUCGACGAGAUGUGCCGGUCGGAGGAACCCGACGGGCUCAUAGGCGUUCUCAAGGCCAAACUUUUGAACAAAAAGCGCGGCCACGCUUCUUCUUCUUCUUCUUCUUCAAACCCACUAUUUAAUUUUAGUAAUAAUCGUGUUCAAACAUACGAUCAAUGCAUCGAAAAAACCGAUCGAGAGAUGGGUCAUGUGGGCUCGAGCCGCCCGAGUUUGGUGUGGCCGGGUGAGCCGGCCCAAUUGAUCUGGUCACCAGAGACGAUCAACCAUGGUCAGGAGAAUGUAACCAUGGUUAAUCUGGCAUGGCCACAACCGGCAAUGGAUUUGGGUUACGAGUGUAACCCACUUAGUGAGGUGGUGGCGCUCAAUAACAAAGCAGGGGAAAUUAACGUACAAGUCGAUGAAGCGCCGAGUCCGUGGGUCCCACUUCCGACGUUGGACGACGGUCAAUAUGGAUACUGUGAAAAUAGUAAUUGGAUUAGCGGUGCUAAUAUUUCGUGGGACUCUGAGCUUCACUGUGUUGUACCUUCUGUGCUAGGCCAAUAAAUUAAACAAUUGCAUUUAGGUUGAUAAUUCCCUACUUAAUUUUAUUAAUUGAUUGAUGUUAUUGUCUCAUAAAUCAAUAUUUAAUAUUUGUAAGACGUUGAUGAAUUUGUUAGGCUAAUUCAAUUCUCAGUCCAAAAUAUCCCAUAUUGGAUAUGGGCCU